Gadus morhua (Atlantic cod) is the source of this 1813-nucleotide messenger RNA. RefSeq names its product serpin peptidase inhibitor, clade E (nexin, plasminogen activator inhibitor type 1), member 2 (gene serpine2). Gene Ontology annotation, biological process: negative regulation of endopeptidase activity; negative regulation of plasminogen activation. NCBI's taxonomy places the organism in Eukaryota, Metazoa, Chordata, Actinopteri, Gadiformes, Gadidae. The record is from RefSeq and is a predicted model, not a curated record. Bases 204 to 1397 code for a protein of 397 amino acids. Gene Ontology annotation, molecular function: serine-type endopeptidase inhibitor activity. The transcript is spliced from 9 exons.
GCGUCUUCCAGAGGGCGGAGUUCAGCCCGCCUAGAGAAGCGCUGCAUGUGUGUGUUCGUUCAGUAGCCAGAGUAAAGCCCUGUGUGCAUGCGUUCGGUACCCAGAGUAGCCUAAAGCUCUACAUAUUUGCGUUCCCAACCAUCCACGACAAGGGAAACUUUUCGCUCAAGACACGCUGAACACGCGAUCUCCAGGGGAUCAAUAUGUGGGCCUGCAGUGUGCUGUUCUCCCUGCUGCUGGUGACCCUGGGGGUCAGCAAGGGGGCCCUCUCUCUGGCCCCUACCUACGGGGAGCGCGGCUCUGACCUGGGCCUGCGGGUCUUCCAGCAGGUGGCCCGUGCCCGGCCCCAAGAGAACUUGGUGCUCUCCCCCCACGGAGUGGCCUCCAUCCUGGGCAUGCUUCUCCCGGGAGCCGAUGGAGAAACACGAAGACAGAUCUUCACUGCCCUCCGCUAUAAGAAAAAUGGGCCUUACAAAAUGUUGAAGAAACUCCACAAGACCCUGACUGCCCGGUCCAACCAGGGGCAGGUGCUCAUCGCCAAUGCCCUCUUCAGCCAGAGGGAUUUCCCUAUGGACCAGGGCUUCAUGGCGACCAACAAGGCAAACUUCCAAUGUGAAAACGGUACUGUGGACUUCAGCAACCCCCAGGCAGCCGCAGACCGGAUCAACGGCUGGGUCAAUAAUAAGACCAAGGGUCACAUCCCCAGCCUGGUAAAGCCAGACAUGCUGGACCCGGCACUGACCCGCCUGCUAGCAGUCAACUCCAUCUACUUCAAGGGGAUGUGGAAGUCCCGCUUCCAGCCCGGGGACACCAAGAUGAGGAGCUUCAGCGGGGGCGACGGCACCGCCCACAAGGUCCCCAUGAUGUCCCAGCUCUCCGUCUACCCUAUCGGCCAGGCCAGCACGCCCCAGGGCCUAAAGUACAAGGUGGUGGAGCUUCCCUAUCACGGCAACACAGCCUCCAUGCUGAUCGUCCUGCCCACGGAGGAGGACACGCCCCUCUCUGAGGUGAUCCCCCACAUCAGCACGGCCACGGUCCAAAGCUGGGCACCGCUCAUGCACCAAAGGAAGGUCCACCUGUUCAUCCCCAAGUUCACGGCAGAGGCAGAGGUGGAUCUGAAGGCCCCGUUCUCAGCCCUUGGACUUACAGACAUGUUUGCUGAUGGCAAGGCUGACUUCAGACACCUCAGUUCUGAGCCUGUGCAUGUGUCUGCAGCACUGCAGAAGGCUAAAAUCGAGGUCAACGAGGAUGGGACGAAGGCAUCAGCUGCCACCACUGCCAUUUUGUUGGCGCGGUCCUCCCCUCCCUGGGUCAUUAUAGACAGACCUUUCCUCUUCUUGGUCCGACACAACCCAACCGGUACUAUUCUCUUUGCAGGCCAGAUAAACCAGCCGUGAGCCCACACGUCCAUGGCCACGUCUAGAAACCCAGGACACACACAGACGGCCUGGAGAUGAAUCAGAGCAUCAAAUGUUUUUGUUUUAAUAAUGCCUUUGUUACCUUUUUUGUAAUAUAUCACAUACCUUGUUGUGUGUUUUGUAACAACUAAACAUUUUCAAUAGUUACAAUUUCUUUGCUACUGUUUUUGAAUUCUUAGUAUUUGUGCUGAAAAUCAAAUAAUGCAUUUCAUUGGAAAUGGAGAUCACCAGUUUAUUUAAAGUUUUCCUGCUUCAAUUUGGGAAGUAUUCAGCGUGGGUCGUAUUAUUUGUCCUGAAGGUUAAGAUUCUGCCUUUUUUUUUUUUUUUUUUUUUUUAAAUGUGUCAAAUAUUGACACAUUUUAUAUUUAUUCCAUAGUAAAUACAUAUUUCUAACA